Messenger RNA from Exophiala dermatitidis NIH/UT8656, 1428 nucleotides. RefSeq lists its product as uncharacterized. The transcript has 2 exons. The record is from RefSeq and is a predicted model, not a curated record. Bases 1 to 1428 code for a protein of 475 amino acids. Lineage: Eukaryota; Fungi; Ascomycota; Eurotiomycetes; Chaetothyriales; Herpotrichiellaceae.
AUGCUCAAGUCCCUGUUCCGUCGGUCGCGGACAGCGCGUGUGCCGCUCCAGAGUGGACACAUUGACGUGCAAAGAGUGUCGGUGACACGGCAAUCCAAACCCGUCAUUUCCCGCAUCCUGACCAGUUUCGUCCUCAGUUACUGCGUCAUCUCCACCAUAAACCAACUGCUUCCCAAAGAACAGCCCAAAAAGUCGGACCAGAAUACAGUGGCAUCUAGGCUACCCGAACAGCCGCCACAGAAUGCCUCACUCCCAGGUUCUGAUUUCCAACCGAACGAAAUCAGCCUUCCCCUCCUUUGGUCCAUCCGCAAGCGGAGGGGUCUGCCUUAUAGACCCGAAGAUCCAGAAUGGAAGACAUUCCAGAAACUCCAACAGGACCACAAACUGGUCCACGACAUAAAGGUGCAAGUUGCAAAAUUGGUCGAGAAGGAAGCCACAAGGCGGGAACAGUUGAUUGGAUUUUUCCGGGUCAUCCAACCACAAGAAAUGCGAGUCAGCCUUGAACUGGUCGUCCCGUUGAAUCGCCCUCCUGUGUACGAGGUGAAAUAUCUUGUCCUCAAACCUGGGCAAACUUCGGUCGCCUGGCGACAACUACCAGAAUCGUAUGGAAGCAGACUGGACCGUGCUCUCCAUCCGAUCAUCCUCGGAAAAGCAUUCUAUUACGGACUCAAGGAGUUUUGGGUCAUAUCAUACCGGAUCACAAAAGCUCGUGCUGUGGACCGCUUGACUUCGGCCGGGCUUUUAUCAUCCAGCAACACCAGCACCCUAAACAACAUCCGCCCAUUCUAUCUAUCUCACCUACCAACAGCAAGAAGAAAUCUCAGUGAGGAAGAAAAGGCUGCCCAGCAACUUCCGAUCCGACGGAUUCCCGAGAAUGACAUGAAGAAAAUGCUGCCUUUCCUCCGGGGCGAAUAUGGACAACACGAAUCCAUGCAAGGUUACCGCGAUGCUGUGCGCACAAUGACGUACCAGGAUGCCAUUGAAUCCGCAUGUACUAUGUUCCGGCUACAUUGGUCUUUGGGCCAAAGCAAAGCGGCACAUACAGAUGCCCGUGAUCCGUGUCAUAUCAUCGGGCAUAUUGAGUUCGUUGGGGAGCGUGGUAAACUGCGGUUGGAUGUCUUCGCGGUCUAUUCUCCCAAAGCGAAGAGUCUGGUCGGCCGACCAGUGAUUACAAAAGCGUAUGGUAUUCCAGAUGCCACGAAAUGGCACGACCCGCGGUUGCGUCGGCGGAGCCAGGGAUUUAUCCAGGACGUCUCACAACCAAAAGGCAACCCUGGCUUGAAACAAACUCCUCCUACUGCCGUUGCUGCUCCUCCUUCUCCGGCACCACCUCCACCGCCUCCAGAGUCUGUUCCAGAUGAGUCUGGUACAGACACAGAUGAGAAAGAACGGAGAGAAGCGGACGAAGAAAGAGAUGGUGAGAAGUGA